AUGCCGAUCCACCGCCUCCACCACCACCCGCAAGUGGGUAUGCGAUUCGUGGCGUUACAGGUGCGCCGCCCCUCAGGACGGCCGCAGGGGAUUCUUAACAUUGGUCUGGCUCUCCUCGAUAGUUCAAGGCAGAGCAUGCCUUUGAACAGCCAAUUGGACGCGUCGGCAGUCAAUUACCGUCAUUUGAUGGGCCAGGAUGAUCCACACCAUUUGCAUCAACACGGGACUCAAAACAAUACUAGUCAAACCAGUAACAAUCAGAAUAAUGCGCAUCAGAAUCUGCUGUGGUCGUUGAUUUCUAAACCAGAACUCAGGCGGAUCAAAAGUGAUACCAGUUCCAUGAUGGCUUCCUCGCUCAUCGUUACAACACCAGCAAAAACGAUUGCGAACAAGGGGAAAGCGAGUUCCAUGGUUAGCGGAUUGAAACCCGAGUUGGAUAAGAAACAGAGGAAAAACAAGAAGGGGAAUUCGAAAUCAAGCUCCGUGAUCAAUGCCACUGAUGGAGGUAAAAAGGACAAAAUGGGUAAGCCCGAUUUAGUUGUCAAAGCCUUAGAACCAGGUCCGAACGUUAACGGUUUGAAUCCAACGCACCCAAUUCAAAAAGUUUCAAGUGGAAAACCCAUUCCAAAGUGUUACACAACCCAGUGUACACAGCACUAUAACACAAUAAUCACCAAGUCAGCAGUAGCUAUGAAACGGAAAUGGGAUAUAUAUAGAUAUAUGGCUUCAAUAUUCACUGGAUACAGCAGAUUAUAA
Tripterygium wilfordii is the source of this 756-nucleotide messenger RNA. RefSeq lists its product as uncharacterized. Lineage: Eukaryota; Viridiplantae; Streptophyta; Magnoliopsida; Celastrales; Celastraceae. The transcript has a single exon. The record is from RefSeq and is a predicted model, not a curated record. Bases 1 to 756 code for a protein of 251 amino acids.